CUGCACUGAGGCAGGUCGCCCUUGUGAAGAACAGGGUGCUGGCUACAGUUGGAGAUAAGGAGUGGAUCCCAUAUGUCAAGUGGUAUGGGAGUGCUCCAACUGUGAACAUGCUGAGGGCAUUUGGGUGCAUGGUGGUGUUUCAUGUGCCUAAGGAGAAAAGGGGGAAGUUGGAGGCUUCUGGAAGAUGGGGUGUGCACUUGGGGAUUGCAAAGGAUCACAAGGGGUGGCUGCUAUGGGACUUGACCACCCAGAAGUUGACACUGUCAAGGGAUGUGAAGUUUCUUGAGUCCCUGUACUACAAGGAAUGGAAGCAGCAGCAACAGAAGCUUCCAUCUACACCGCUCAUUGUGGAGGCAGAUGAGGUGCAGCAGCCUUCAAGACAGGUGGAGGUUGCAGUGUCAGAGGAGGAGAUGUCUGGGGUGACUGAGGAAGGGGGAGCAGCUGAAGUAGAGCAGCAGCAGCAGCAGCAGCAUGAGUCUCCAUCUCGAGUUCCACACCCGCCUGAGCGACCUAGGAGGGAUGUGCGCCCUCCGGUGAGGCUGACCUAUGGGGGAAGAGGCAAGCCAAAUGUGGUGCAGGCUGGGAGUGUGGUUGAGCAGAUUGAGGAAGAUGAGAUCGCUCACUGCUACUGGGCACCAAUCCCUGAGCCCAAGACUCGAGAGGAGGCCUUGAAUGGACCAAAUGGGGAGAAGUGGAAGGCGAGUGAGGAUGAGGAGUUCGGGUCCCUGAUUGAAAACGAGACAUGGGACCUGUGUGACUUGCCUCCUGGAAAGAAGGCAAUCACUUCCAAGAUGAUCUACAGGCACAAGUAUGGACCUGAAGGGGAGCUGACCCGCUACAAGUCUAGGCUUGUGGCACGGGGGUUUCAGCAGACAAAGGGGAAGGACUAUGAUGAGGUGUUUGCUCCUGUGGGGAAAGGAACAACACUGAGGGUGCUGUUAGCGAUAGCUGCACUCCUGGGAUGGAAGAUACGGCAGAUGGACAUUGUGACAAUGAGUCCGCUGUGAAGCUCGCCAAGAAUGCUUGUCUGCAUGGGCUGACAAAACACAUAAGGCCUAAGUGGCAUUGGGUGAGGAGACUCCUUGAUAAGGAGGUGCGGCUGGAGAUAGUGAAGACCCAUCAGCAGGCAGCAGAUAUUUUCACCAAGCGUCUGGCGGAGGCGGAUCAUUGGAAGGGCAUGAAGCUUGCUGGGAUGAGUGUGCAUUGAGUAUGCAUGCUUGAGAUGUGGUAUGGUGGAUGAUGGUUGGCAGCCAGAGGGGGAGAUUGUUGUGUGAUGUCAUCAUAUGCUAUCACAUUCUGUCUGCCUCCCAUCCCAUGUUUUCAACUUGCAUGUGUGGUUUGAAUGUGCAAGCAUUUGUGUGGUGUGUGUUCUGGAGUUUGGGAAUGUGUUAUGUGUUAUUUUGUUUGAGCAGGUAUUUGUGAUGAUAGAUCUUGAGAAGAUCUUUUCGACGCAACAAGAAUCUCUUCAAUUGGAGCAACAACGCGAAAGCUAUGAAGAUUCAAAGUUCAUGAGCUUGCGUUACAAUUGCGGCGGUUACUAAGUGAAGUUGUGGGGUGACUUUAUAUGGAGUUGGGACCUUUGGGGUUGGGGAAACUUGUCACUCUACUGUAACAGCUGCAAAUAGGUUGGGAACAACCAAGCUAGGUUGGCAAGGGUGGCCAACUUGGAUGGAUUGGUUGGGAAGGGACAAAGGUCAAAGUUGAGGUUCCUAUAGGGAGGGAAUCUUUGUGCUUAUGGGGUUUCCUUGGUUGGGGACUCUCUUGGGACCUUCCCUCUCAUCCCUCUCUUCCUAUCCCAACCUUUCUCUUGCUCCUUCUAAUUCCUUGUGAGAUCCUUGAACUUUGAUUGAACUCUUGAGAUUGAGUUAAGUUCUCCUCCUACAGCUUACCCCCUAGUGCGUCGAAAGCCAUAGCGUCGCGAAUACUUCAUCAAUUAACAUGAUUCAAAUUGGGAACGGUAGCUGAGAUUAAGAGCUCCAACAUAUCCAAGUUUCGCGAUAUUCCAACGGCUAGUUUUUCGUCGACGUCGUUUCUUGUGAAGACGACUUUUCUGUCCAGAAUUUCGGAUUUAUAUUUUGAGUAAUU
Molecule: messenger RNA, 2085 nt
Organism: Closterium sp. NIES-67
Lineage: Eukaryota; Viridiplantae; Streptophyta; Zygnematophyceae; Desmidiales; Closteriaceae
Source: the annotation of a GenBank genome assembly